AUGGACUUUUCGUAUUCCCCACACGGUGAGGCGGGCGGCACGCUGCACUUACCCUCCCCCACCCAAGGGCACAGCUACCGCGUUGACGGGUUCCCGUCCAUCAAACAACUUCGCCGGUCACUGUCGCGCUCGCCGUCAAAACCAUCGCGUUUCCAGCUCUACUCAGCCAAGUCGCCAAAAUCCCCGAACUCGCCACUUUCACCACUCGCUCUUUCACGGGCAUUCAGUCCGAGGUCAGCAAAGGACCAGGUCACAACAUCGGCUAACUCGUUCUCACCACCAGACGCGCCGCCUCCAGUGACGACCAAGAAGACGGGCAAGUUCGUACUCCGGCGACCUGCGCCGUUUCGGUCAUCGCCAAGGACGCGAGCGACCUCAAGGGACCCUAUGCGCCGCGCUCUCAGCGAUUCCGCAAGCCAGGGCAACGCCACGCCUCCACUGUCACGCCGUACCUCCGGAGAGGAAAACGAUGGUGCCGAUGGUGAAAAUUCCACCGGAAGUUUUAAGACCAAGGUGGAUCCGCGAAGCCCACGUGGCGAAGCCAGCGAUGUGCCGAUGAAGUUCGACUUCGCGCGGUCGAAGUUGGAAGUUAGUACGACCACGGCCAAAUCUAGUCCACUCAAGCGGAGCGACGGUAUCAUGAAUCUUGAUGCCAGCCUUGGAAGCCCCGUUGCGAAGAGGAGGAGUUUACACAGCACAUCCUUCGGCGCAGACUUCGACAUCUUCGAUCAUGGGGCGCUGCCAAGUAAUACUGAUGGAAGUGGUGAUUCUGAUCGGGAGAUGACCAACUACACCUUCGCUUCGCCAGCCCCCAAACGGACAUCGCCACCCAGAAAAUCACUCUCUCUUCGCAAGUCGACACUUCAACAGCGAUAUGGAUCGAACGCAGUAAGGUCUAAGCCGCCAGCCACGCAAGAUCAGGAAUUUGCCGUACCCGGCCAGGCAGCAUCAAAAACUCGGAACCGAUCAGGCUUCGACACCUCAUUUGGGUUUGGCAGUCAAAACACACAAUUCCCUCUGCGCCGCAGCACACCGUUCGAGUCGAUCCCGUCAUUUUCGCCCCAGAUUACCGUGCCACAUCGUCCCGCUCCGCCAAACCCGCAACCACAUCCCCUAUCUCAUGCUUUGACGCCGUCAUCAUCAACCUCAAGCAUGGCGGAUGAUUUGCCCGCCGUAUCAGCUGCACCAGCGCCGCCUAUCGCACCUGAAAGGCCUCGACGACCGCCAGGCUUCUCUAGGUCACUACCUAUUGGUGCUUGCCGACCCAGAGCACUGACACACGAAGCCGCAGACGACGAGUCAGCGCAGUUUGCGACGCCAGAAGCUUACAAGAUGGCCAAGCCGCUUCCAGCAGCGUUCAUGUCAACGGGCCUAAUCUCGAAGAGGAACCGAAAUGUCGACGUUCCUCUUGCUGGAUCAGUCGCAAGCUAUGCCAUGCCCGAUACGCCAUCCAAGCGGGUUUCAUUUCCACCAAUGACGGGAACGCCUUUCCGUAGCAGCUUCCCGAGUGUUUCGAAGCCGCUUCAUGAAUUUGGAACACCUACCACGCCCUUUAGUUCUCACGCGACAAAACCCUCGCCCGAGUCCUUCGGCCAAGGCGUGAGCAUUUUCGGUACGCGCUUCGGAACCGGCAAACCAGUGCGUCGCGGAAGCUUUAUAAGCAUCGACGGCGACGAGAACUCGCAAUCUCCCUCGGGUCACAUGGACAGUCAGUCAAGCGCCGAUGAGCUUCCGCCGACCCCGACGAAGAAUGCUGGUGAGGGCAAGAGAAGCGGGCGCUCGAAGGAGAACAGUUUGCGCAGCAGUCUCUUUGGGCGUCGCACAUCACUCGGUCCCGAUACCUUUAACGCUUCCGAGCGCUCAUCGCCCCAUACUCCCCAAGAUACAUUCUUACCUCCCGAUCCGAGUGGCUUGUCCAUAUCCGCUCAAGGCAACCGUCGUGGUUCAUUGCCGUUCAACAGCAGCACGGCCAGUUUCCCGCCCGCCACCCCAACAGGAAACCGCGACUCGAUAUUCCUCUUCGGCAACAGUCAGUCUGGUGUUGCUCCCAUAGCAGUGACCCAGAACGAUGUCGACACUACUUUGACGUCAAGGUUUGGUACGGUGGCCUUGCUCGGUGUCGGCGAGUUCUCGCAAGUCUACCGCGUCGAGAAGAGUCCUGAACAAUCCAUGUCCGACUCCUCACAGUCGUCACUUUCCAUCGGCAACGUGUGGGCUGUGAAGAAGACGAAACGUCCAUUCACGGGUCAGCGAGAUAGGGAACGAAAACUCCGCGAGGUGCAUAUACUGGAAGCAUUGCGAGGUCACGACCACGUGAUCAACUUCACCGACAGCUGGGAAUCUAAAGGGCACCUUUACAUCCAGACAGAAUUCUGUGAGAAUGGGAAUCUCAAAGACUUUCUCACUCAAGCCGGCUUUAAGGCACGACUGGAUGACUUCCGGAUUUGGAAGAUACUGCUCGAGCUGUCACAAGGCAUCAAGUUUAUUCACGACUCUGGAUUCAUCCACCUUGACCUGAAGCCCGCUAACGUCUUCGUUGACUGGGAGGGAGUUCUGAAGAUUGGCGACUUCGGCCUGGCAAGCACCUGGCCGGCUCCGCCAGAGAUCGAUGGUGAGGGAGAUCGUGAAUACAUCGGCCCUGAGAUCCUAUCUGGACGCUUCGACAAGCCAGCCGACGUCUUUGCACUCGGCAUGAUUAUGCUUGAGAUUGCUGGGAACAUCAUACUUCCGGACAACGGCACCUCCUGGCAGCGUCUGAGGACCGGCGACUGGACCGAUAUUCCGAGUCUUACAUGGAGCUCUGAGAGCACACUUGCGCGGGACGAGUCUGGUGACCCUAUCGAUCUCCUCUCGGCGAACGAUGCCAACGACUCAUUUCUGGGCCUCGAUGCGGACGAUGACACCUUCCACUUCCUCAGGAAGUUAUCGCCCAGACGCCAGCGCCCGCACGACCUCGUCCAACCGCCAAACUUCAUGGUUGAUCCAGAUGACAAUGAAGCUCUCGACAAGCUUGUCCAUUGGAUGAUCUCCCCCAACCCAGAAGACCGGCCUGUGAUCGAUCAAGUGUACCGGUCAGGCGGUGUGCAAUGGGUCGAGAAGCGUCGACGGGCCGGUGCCACCAUCUACGAAGGAAACUUCGGUCCUGCAGACGACGUUCUCAACCACGAGCAGGAUGUCGACAUGACGGACGUUUAG
Coniosporium apollinis CBS 100218 is the source of this 3195-nucleotide messenger RNA. RefSeq names its product WEE/WEEprotein kinase. Gene Ontology annotation, molecular function: protein kinase activity; ATP binding. Bases 1 to 3195 code for a protein of 1064 amino acids. The transcript is spliced from 3 exons. The record is from RefSeq and is a predicted model, not a curated record. Gene Ontology annotation, biological process: protein phosphorylation. NCBI's taxonomy places the organism in Eukaryota, Fungi, Ascomycota, Dothideomycetes.